This is a messenger RNA of Rhopilema esculentum, 5579 nucleotides long. RefSeq lists its product as uncharacterized. The record is from RefSeq and is a predicted model, not a curated record. NCBI's taxonomy places the organism in Eukaryota, Metazoa, Cnidaria, Scyphozoa, Rhizostomeae, Rhizostomatidae.
CCCCCUUAUAACCCUGUUAUCCCCUCUUCCCUCAAACCUGAACUCCUCUGAUAUCCAUAGUUUGUUUUAGAUACAAGAACUGAAUUGAAUCGAAAUUGUGUUAGCAACAUGAAGUACUGUUUUGGCGGGAGUAUCCCACGAGAAGAGAGAAAAGUACAAGCAUGGCGUGUGUUUGAAAACAAAACAGUCUCGCGUUGUUAGGAAGAUUUUUAUUUGAAAAUGGGAGACAAGUUGCCAUCUGGAAGCAACCAAGAAGUUCCACUGCUUGAUAAUGGUACACCUAAAUCAGUUGUCCCCCUGGGAGACAAUGGAACAGUUCAGUUGUCAAAAGAUAGUGAUCCUUCACUAGUGCCCUGCACACCAGAAUUCUCUAAUUCUUCAUUUUGCCAUGAUCAAAAUAAGGUUACAAAGGAAGAUUUGCCUUCUGAACCAUUACCUGAAGAUCCAUUGACAGAUUUAAAAAGAGCUCAUGGCACUACUAGAACUUUGUCCCAAAACUCUAAGACACCUGCAGCCUCUGUUAAAGCUUUGGAGACACCAGGGCCAAGAAACAUUUUCAAUUUGCUUAAUAGUCAGCUUGGAGAACCAGCUAAACAAGGGACAAAACAAACGAUUGACCCAAGUGCCACUCUCCCUUUUGCAGAGGGAACGGCUAAAAUAGUGACACGGAAAGGGCAUUCUUUUCUUCAAGUUGUUAAGCCUGUUGGGAUUCUUGUGCCAAAAAACAAUGAUAGCAGUCUGGCAAAUGCUCAAAACUGUAUCAAGGUAUGGACUGGUGAUCUUGUUGCACCAUUGAGCAUAUCUGGGGCAAAUUUUGAUUUUAAUCUAGAACCAGUUGAUGUGCCAAAAACUGACAAUGACGCAGUUGUGCCAAAUAGUGUGGGACACAGUGUUGGCAGUUACACAAAAAUAGACACAAAUGCACCCUCAACUUCUAGAGAGAACACUGGCUCAACAGAAACUAAAGUUGAUAGAAAUGAAUGUGAUGAUAAUAUGAAAUAUUAUCGAUUUAUGAAUUUAGAUAGAAAUUUAGUUGUAAAAGCAACAAAAUUUAAAUUGAAUGGAGAAGAAUGCUAUUUGAUUCCAGCCAAGCUUGCACUGAAACAUAAUCUGAAAAAGCCUUAUAGCCAGGCAAAGGUUGGUGGGUCAAAGGAUGGUGUACCAUCUUCUCAAUCUGGGACAAAUGCUGCAUUAUUGUCAGGUGAUGAACGGUUUGGUACUAAAGGAGUGACGGAGGGUACAAGUAGAAUGCAUUGUGAAGAUGAUAGGGAUGGAAUACAUAGAUUGCGGGUUGCCAGUAUUUUCCGCAGCAAAGGUGAUGCAACUAGGUAUGCAAAUGGUAGGUUCUUGAGACGCAGUGCUGCAGAUGUGGUACAAAAAGGUUAUCACUGGUACCCAGAUGUGCCAAUGACUUUUGGCACCAACAGUUAUAAUGGUAUGAGGCUGCCUGAUCAAUGCUGGCAAGCACCUGAUACCUAUUUGCAUAAACAGACGGAGCAUCGUGAUGCUAGAUGCCAUUACCAUCCUAGCAUCAGAUGCCAUAAGGUAGUGUCACCUGAAAAUGCAAUGCUUCAUAUUUCAAAGCUGAAAACAGGUGGUGGAUGCUCUGAUAAAACAUCAGAGGACAAGAUGAGAGUUGGGACUUUGCAGUGUCAAAAUUCAAAAUUGCGAGCCAAAGAUACAUUUGCAUCUAAAUUUAAAGGAAGUACCAAAUUUGAUUCAGCCCAUUCUUUGCAUUAUGUUCUCGAGUGUUCUCAAGCUGGAACAAUGAUUUUUGGGAAGGGAAGACUUACAAAAGAAACGAACAUUGUGGAGCCACCCUUGGUCGCUGGCCUGACAUUUAGACGAUGCAAGAAAACGAAAGACCAAGUUGUACCUGACCUAGGGAUGCAAGCAAUUGGAGAUGGCCAAUAUAAUUCGCAGAAUGACAGGUCCGCCAAGUACAGACCUGUUUGGUCGAAAACAAAUGAAGAAAUCGCCUUCCUCCUCCGCGAGGUCCAACAGCUGACUAGAGCACCUAUAGAAGCUGACGAGACUCAGUUGAUUAUGACAGCAUGUAACACGAUAAUGAACAUGGAGAUUGGCAUCAGAGGACUUAUGAGUCAACUUGGAUACAAUUUACGAUCAACUGCUCAACUUGAUCAACAAGAAAAAAUAACUGAAGGCCCAGACCCUGUCUUCGAGGCAACGAAUCUGUUCAAAGAGAGUGAAUUCUUGGUUCCACAGUCACCUAGCAUCAGGAGAAAACUUCGCGAGGACCGCAGCUGUGUAGGCAAACUCCCAGAAGUGCCAAACUGGGAUCGAUCAACAAGCCCAGAGCUGAAAAUCACCAAGGAUACCAACUGGUCUCCUUCUGAAAUCCAAGCCUCCUUUCCACAAGGAAGAUCACGUGGCUCUAUGCCUAUGUCAUCACAGCUUUCGUUCAGUGAUUCGCUGACAGACGAUUCUGAGAACAUGCACGAAUUUGAUUUGUAUUUUGAAAAAGAGGCCAAUUCAAAAGAGGAGCAAGGGAAUACUUUUCAAACUUAUGUAAAUGAUGUUUUCAACACCUUGGAAGUCGGAGGGCUGGAGUCGUGUGGAAAGGCUUCGCCUGCCAUUGCUGGUCAAGAGCGCUCUGCAACCAACCCAAUUUUUUCUCCGGAGCGUUUUGUCUUCUCUCCAUCACUGGAUCAUCUCUCAUUUAGUGCCCAGUCUUCUCCUGUGAUCGAAACCCCGCAGACGUUUUCUGUUAACUGCCUCGAUUACGAUAUCGAGAAUCAGGCCAGUCCAAGAUGGUACCAAACCGUGGACCAUGGCCUAGCCAGCUCUGAUGCUUCACCCUUGCAGUCAAUGGCGGGAAAUUUAUCAAUGAAAGUUUUGAAGAAAAAUAGAAUGACAAAGGAGAAAAAGAAAGAAGAGAAACAAAAUAAAAAGAUAAACGAUAAAAAUAAAGACUAUGAUUAUAUAACGAGCGAUGAUGAACGAUGGAUUGGCAGAAGCGAAGAAGAUAGACUUGCUGCGGAGCUACUUAGCACGUUAUGUGAAAUUGAUGACCGUAGGGAGGAGAGUAAAAGCCCUGCGAAGAUUGCUGUGAAGGAGCCUGCGUUUGGAGAAGACGAAGAUACCAAAGCCUUGAAACAUCUUGAAAGCAUUGCAUUAUUGGGCAAAAGCAAUUUAGACAAUCCGAAAACAAUUCUUGCCAAAGAUCUUGUCGAAAGUGAUCUUUUAGCCUCAUUCUUGUAUCCAAAACCGUCCUUCAUUCCUGAAGACCCCUUUGGCAUUGGCGCGGAGACAGUCAUUGGACGGAGUCUAGAAGUACCUUCUACGAAGGAGCUUGGAAUUGAUCAAGUUUGCGAGGAAACACCAACACAGUCAAGCCUCGGUUUCACCCAGCUGCCUCCUGUGGCUGAAAGCAAAGGGGGGAGAAAGAGAGUUUUCGGUGUUGAAGAACCCAUCGCCAGAAAACGCCCCAACAGGCUACGAUAUAUGGAGAGCCUGUGUGACGAAACGACCAGCCCAGUGCAGUCAUCCUGUACUGAACACAGUGAUGAGCUACCAGUCUUCAUACCACAACUGCGGAGGAGGCGACGCAGGGAUUCCAACAUACAUCAGCACAGGCAACCAGUGCGAGAAAAGACUAAUCGUUAUUCGAGAAAUGAAAGAAAGCACGAAAAUGUCCCAAACAGAACCCAAGAUGAAAACAUUGCCAAGAAAAGGACGCGAAUCUCGAGACGGACCUUUCAGAGAAGAAGAGCGCUGAAACUUGUCAACUGAUCAGUGAUUGCCUGUUUGAUUCAGUGGUUGUUUUUUGAUUAAGUGUUCAAGAUUGCCAAAGCCAUGAAGAUGCUUGAUUGUGGAGAAGAUGUGAUUAGCUUUGAUCGGUGAGUGAUUGCUUGAUUGACAAUGAUUUAUGUUUGUGGCUGUUGAUUCGGUGAUGGAAAGUUUGAAAACAUGAUAGUCGAAUGGCUCGCUUUUGUGUGGAAUUUGAAGCUCAAGAUUUUAAACCGAUAUUUUCAGAGCUAAUUCCUGAAAUUCCUUGCGUGAAGUUUGAAACUUUUUGUUUUUGGAAUAUAGAAUACCAGCGAAAAAAUUCUGUGUUACACGAGGUGGUAUGCAAAGAAAAUACAGUCUUGUAAAUUGUUGCAUUUUGUGUUAUAUUCUCGUAGGCAGCUUUAGAAGUUGCUUUUGUAAAUUUCAAAGUUGUUUUCAAAAUAUUACCUUGUUUGGUUGAUUUUCGUUGUAUUCGAUAAUUCGUUCUCAAAAUGUUGGUUUUAUUAUUCGAGACAGUUUUGGAAGUAGAAUUCCCUAAAUGAAAAUGGUAAAGAGAAAUUUACGUAGGGUGUUGCGAAAUAUUUUAAUGCUAAAGGAUUAAUCAAAAUAAGGAAAUGAUACAAUGAUAAUUAUCCAAUAUAUAUUGGGAAAUGAUACACAUGUGUAUAAGAUAUCAUCAAAUUCAGAUUAAUAUUGGAAUUAUAUGCCUAUUCACUCAAUUCAUAUAAUAAAUAUAAAAAAAUUUAAGUUCAGUUAUAUAAGAUCAAUUAUUUAUUUAUUUGAAGUAUACAGAGUGACUCGUGUUGUUUCAUACAACUCAAAGCUAUGAAUUGCAGUUAACAGAAUAUAUUUUUCAUAUGAAAUAUAUAAUAUAUCUUUCUUUAAACCAUAUAUCGAUGUAAUCUUUCUUAAUCUGAAAAAAUAAUAUUCAUCGCAUUAAAUAUCAUCUAUAUCCAAUAUUUAUUUAUUUUAUUAUUAUAUUCAUCCUUUUGAUUGAUUUCACUGUAAGAAAUUGAUUGAAUAUCUUUAUUUUGUGUUUAUUAAAAAAUAAAAGAGUGAAUCAAUUUUAUCCCUCAUAUUCUUUUUGUCAUAUCUUAUUAUGAAUAUAAAAUGUUUUUUGAAAAUAAUAUAUCAUGACAAAACCUAAAUGAUAAGUGUGAUAUGAGUUAAAUAAUUGAUAUAUGAAAUUGCCGAAAAUAUAUAAUAUUCAAAAAAAAUAUUCCGAGUAAAGUACUAUAAAAUUCAAAGUGAUAUUUCGCUCUUCAAUUGUAUAUAAUAUUUUUUCAACUGUUUUGUUGUCUUCAUAACUUCAAUUUUGUUCUGAAGUAAGAUGUUGUUUUGUCUCCAAGUACAUUAUAUGUUAUAUGAUGUAUAAUAUAUUGAAUUCCAGGGUUAUAUUAAAUUUUUCAACUUUUAAAUGUUUUAAAAGGAAAUUGAAUUUAAUUGUCGAUAUUUUUAACUAUUGCCCAUAUUGUCAUUUUUAAUUCACAAAGCCCAGAAUAAGAUAAGAGUGAUUUAAGCCACAAUGCCUCGAGUUGAGUUAGUUUUUUACUUUGAAAGUCCUAAAUCCAAUUUCGCCCUUCCUUUCAAGAACCAUUCCAGAUAUUUUUCGCCUUUUCUUAUGUAGACGUCUUUGUCACUUACUUUUUGAGUUAUAAUGAAGCAAUUUUGUGUCGUGGAUUUUUACGGGUGAUUAAUUUUUCUGAACCCCAUUUUCCCUUAUCAGUUUUCAUACCGCAUCUUUUUACCCCCUUCUACAACCCUUUCCUCUGUUCAAAAUUGUGUUUGAAUUUAUUUUCUCAGCCCUAGUUAGCUGCUAAUAAAGAUCA